CACAGCCAGUAGGACAUACAACACAUAAACGCACACACACACCAUGAUCCUGCUGGGCCCCAGCCUGUGCCUUCCCUCACAGGCCACCGUCCAGGAGCUUUUCCUCAUCGCCCGAGACGCCAAUACCAUCCCAUACAUCUCCUUGGAUCCCGUUCUCACCACCUUUCUGUCACUGGACUCGGCGGUGGCACUGCAGCACCAAUACGCCUCUUUGCAGCGGGGCAUGAGCGAUGAGCAGCAGGAGGUGUUCGGCCUCCGUCUGAACAGAGAGCUGUGGGGGAGCAGGGUCAGCCGCGGGGGGGUCGGCAUUGUUGCUCUGGCCCUGUCCUUGCUGCUCGACCACAUUGCCCAACAGGUUCGACACAACACCUCAUCAACAGAGGCCAACCGAUUGCCCCUGACAACCAAGAUGAUUUUUGGCAUCAGUGCUUCUUCAAGAAUCGGCCUGAUUAUUCAAAACUACCUGAGGCUAAUUCCUGGUAUUGCCAACGACCACAACACCAUGGCUGAGACCACGGAGAUCUACGACAACUGGCUCAAACUGGAGCUGCUGGACCAUUUCCAGAGGAUGACCACCAAGAAGAGGAUGAGCUCUGUGUCCAUGCAGCAGUGGUUGACUGGGGCUGCUGUUCAUCUACACAUGAGGAUCCACCAGGUUCGGCUUCACUCUGUGCCACCAGGCUCAGCGGAGUCCCUUCGUUUGUCUUAUAAGACAGCAUUUAACCGUCUGGUGCAGGGCUACACGAUCUACCUUCAUAGGAACAUUCAAGAGACUGCACCUUCAGCACUACAGAAUCUAAGAAAAGCAGCCAACAUCUCCAGUGUAACCAACAAGACCUGCUCUCCUCUGUCCUUUAGCCAAGGAGACACUUUAAAUGAGACCAACCCAAGAGGAGGUUGUAGAACAGAUGAGUCCGCUUCAAAAGGGGGUCACGGAGAUGACAUUGUGUGGGCUGGUAACAGAAGUGAUGACGGUGCCACACAGGGUCUGCUGGUGAUCGAGGCAGGGAGAAACGUUAGUCACGACGUGCAGCAUCACCCCUGCGAGUCUCCCGCCAUACAACGAGCUUUGGUGAUACGUAUUGUCAAUGCACAGUACCUGGAACAGAGCAGAAACUUUUUCCUUUAUUCCAAAAAAAUCUUCCACCGCCUUCUUGGGCAGAGGGAUGCCUUUGAGCUGAACGACAAAUGAUUCAUUGUUUUACUGUGUGAAAGCUGUGGAAGCUCAGAAGCUUAUCAAUAAAAAUCCUAAACCAUU
Molecule: messenger RNA, 1258 nt
Organism: Doryrhamphus excisus (bluestripe pipefish)
Lineage: Eukaryota; Metazoa; Chordata; Actinopteri; Syngnathiformes; Syngnathidae
Source: RefSeq, a predicted model, not a curated record